CGAUAAACCACCAGAAUGGAGAUUGCGAGCGAGGAUGUUAUCCGACUUAUGCAGCAGUUCCUGCGUGAACACAAGCUCUUCGACACACUGCACACGUUGCAGCAAGAGUCUCAAGUGACGCUGCAAGCGGUGGACUCUGUGGAUGCCUUGGCUCGUGACAUCGCGUUGGGCAAAUGGGACCAAGUACUCACGCAAACGCAGCACCUCCACUUGUCCACGUCCUUCAUGAUUGACUUGUAUGAACAAAUUGUGUUGGAGCUGACGGAAGCCGACGAGGGCUCUGUUGCACUGGAACUCCUCCGACAAGCACCGCCACUGCUGGCCCUCCAAGAGCGCGACAUUACACGUUAUGGCCACCUAGAGCGCAUCACGCGACUGCCGUCGUUUGACGCGCGUUUCGCAUACAGCGGCAUUCCUAAGGAGAAACGCCGCGAAGAGCUCGCCAAGAAGGUGCACAAGUACGUCACGUCCGUGCCGCCGUCGCGUUUGCUCACCUUGCUCGGCCAAGCGCUCAAGUAUCAGGAGCUCACGGGGGUGUUGCCGGGCGAGCUCGACUUGUUUCAGAACGCACCAAAGCGGCUCCAAGUCGACCGGACGGAAGAAAGCAUCUCGAAAGGAAGCGGGAAAAUCAAGUUUGGCAAGGCAUCCACGCCGCAAACAGCCCAAUUCUCCGUGGACGGACGCAUGCUCGUGUCUGGCACGAAGGACGGGUUCGUCGAAGCUUGGGACUUUGACAAGUGCGUGUUGAGAAAGGACCUGGAGUACCAAGCUCGGGACGAGUUUAUGAUGCACGAGGACAGCGUGACGGCUCAAGCGUUCAGCCGCGACGGAGAGCUCCUAGCCACCGCGACAGCAGAAGGCAAAAUUAAAGUGUGGAAGCUGUCGACGGGGCAAUGCCUGCGCCGGUUUGAACACGCACACAGCCAAAGCAUUCACAGCAUCUGCUUUUCGAAAGAUGGCUCGCAGCUCCUCACGGCGUCGUUCGACCAGUUGGUUCGACUGCACGGCCUCAAGUCUGGCCAAAUGCUCAAGGAGUUUCAUGGCCACGACAAUUACGUCAACUUUGCCACAUUCAGCCCUGACAUGACGCGAGUGCUGUCCACGUCGGCCGAUGGCACAAUCAAGAUUUGGGACGUCAAGAGCGCCGAGUGCCUCAGCACGCUGCGCCCUCCCCACGCCUCCCCAGGGGUUGAGAUGGACGUGCUGGGCGCCGUUCAAUUGCCGCACAAACCGACGCAGUUGGUGCUCGUGACCCGAUCCAAAGCGAUGUAUCUCGUUUCGUGGCAAGGCGAGUUCACCACCACCACGUACACGGACCCAUAUACAGAUCUUGAACCAAAGGGCGACUUUGUGGCAGCUGUGACAAGUCCCCAGGGCAAAUUCCUCUACGCCCUCACCGACAAGGGCUUCGUGCUGUGCUUCAAGACGGACUCGGGGGUCCUCGACCACGCGAUGCAAGUUUGCUCAGGCACUGUCCAUGGAAUCGCCCAUCACCCACACCGCAACGUACUCGCCACAUACGGCAGCGACGGCUACGUUCGCAUUUGGAAAGCUUAAGGAACCUGGUGCGUUGGGGUGUAUCGAUUGAAUGCAAACAAAUUGGCAACCAAAGGCUGAUGCCGAGUCAGUUGGAAAUGACGACAAGGGGAUUCGACGGUUGCUGGGUCGCUAAAAAUUGCC
Aphanomyces invadans is the source of this 1680-nucleotide messenger RNA. RefSeq lists its product as hypothetical. Gene Ontology annotation, molecular function: protein binding. Gene Ontology annotation, biological process: mRNA splicing, via spliceosome. Gene Ontology annotation, cellular component: precatalytic spliceosome. The transcript is spliced from 4 exons. The record is from RefSeq and is a predicted model, not a curated record. The coding region runs from base 16 to 1557 and encodes 513 amino acids. NCBI's taxonomy places the organism in Eukaryota, Oomycota, Saprolegniomycetes, Saprolegniales, Verrucalvaceae.